Branchiostoma floridae (Florida lancelet) is the source of this 3406-nucleotide messenger RNA. Its product is annotated as sia-alpha-2,3-Gal-beta-1,4-GlcNAc-R:alpha 2,8-sialyltransferase-like. NCBI's taxonomy places the organism in Eukaryota, Metazoa, Chordata, Leptocardii, Amphioxiformes, Branchiostomatidae. The record is from RefSeq and is a predicted model, not a curated record. The coding region runs from base 1048 to 2379 and encodes 443 amino acids. Gene Ontology annotation, molecular function: alpha-N-acetylneuraminate alpha-2,8-sialyltransferase activity. Gene Ontology annotation, biological process: oligosaccharide metabolic process; N-glycan processing. The transcript is spliced from 7 exons.
GGUAAAUGUUUCUAUUUUUGAAGAUCUCAUAUCCCGUCAUUUUAGGAUUGUAGCUUUCCUGUUGAAUUGUAUCCAAUUUUAUCAUGCAAGUAAGGUUUGAAUCGACAUAACAAGUUAAUUGUUGACCAGUAAAUAUUUAUCACUUUUCGCUGCCAUUUCAACCACUUCAAUACGAACGGACCCGGAAAGCUAAGGUUGGCAAAAUAUGACCAUGUCACUGCCAUUCUUACAGGAUUAAGUUAAACACGAAGGUACAAGGACUUACAGAGAGUGACCUUGAUUCACAAACAUGCGGCUAGCUCUCACCUGCUCUCACCCCUUCUUACUAUUACUAAGCCUAUUGGGGCUAUUCUAUCCUGAACAGAGGGGUCAGUGGACAUUUCCCUCCAAAAACAUUCCAAUCGCGUUGUACUAUUAAUACACAAUACUAUUGAAUGUGCUGCGUCGUAUGUCAAACUUUACAUAUCGGGCAACUUUGUUGUCAUCAUUUCAGAAACAUACUAAAAUCUAUUUGAAUACACCCCUAUCGGAAUGCCUUUAAUGGUACAGCCAUAUAUGCCGUGCGAUGAAAUACGACUCCCGUCUGCAUUAUUUCCUAUAAUUGCCGCAUUCUUUCCGGGGCGUUUUUUUCCACAACAAAGACUCGUGUGAGAGAACAAGUCUGCGCUUAUUACAGUUUAGCACGGGAUAAAAUUUGUGGAAUCCUAGCGACCAAAUCUCUAGACUGUAGAGAAACUGUAGGCGUAAAUCCCACGGUGGUGUUACCCAUUAAGUUGAGUGCGUCAAAUUCAGCUGUGCAAUGGUUUCAGGUCUUGGAAGAAUGUCAGUGACGUGACUCCUAGUUUUGAUACUGAUUGUACAAGUGAAAACAGGUGCGCCCUAUGUAAUCCAACAGGUGGUACAGGAGAAACACCUACUCUGAUUGGUGCAACCUACCAGCGCCGUGUGAAACAGAAGUCGUGAUUGGCUGAGGCGGUGUAGCGGGACCGCUAGGUGAGAGGGACGGGGACCGCACCCGGGUUGUCAGUCCUUCGGGGGGAGUGAGCCAUGGCACCGCGGGGGUUGCUGCGGUACAUAGCGGUGUUUGUCGGCUCUGUUUUCUUACUGAGUCUGCUGGCAAUGCUGCACAGAGUCCAUGACAACGACAAGGUAUCGAAGAAAAGCGGGAAAGCAAUUUUGGGAGGAGGUACAUUAAGACAAAUCAGCAAGGAAGAGAGGAAACCAGAAAUCCAAAAGCAUCUAUACAUCGGAGACAGUGAUGACAUCCUCACAGUUCAAUCCGCCUUCAACAUCUCGGACUUCGGGGAAGACCAGGGCGAGUCACUUGUGGCCAAUCAGAACCUGUCAAUGUACGAUGGCGACCCUUUUGAUGAGACAGUGACCAGUGAGGGUCUGCUGGUCACCAAAAUCCCCAAACAGCCUCCCUGGGCACUCAACAUGACAGAGGUGGCCAUCGCAAAGAAAGGUCUUCGGAAGUACUUCAAUGUGGUGAAAAGAAUAAGUCUGACAAAAAAGGAUGUCCAACCGGGUACCAUCAUGCACUUUGACCAGUCUCCGGAGAACUACGUCUUCUCCAUCUCCCCGAUGCUGUAUGACCUCUUACCGGAGAGGUCACCGCUCCAAGGCAUGCACCAUCGGAAAUGCGCUGUGAUCGGGAACAGUGGCAUCCUGUUGGACAGCGGCUGUGGGAAUGAAAUCAACAAGGCAGACUUUGUGUUCCGCUGCAACUUUGCACCAACACAAGGGUAUGAGAAAGAUGUGGGCACCAAGACUAACUUUACUACCUUCAAUGGCAGCAUCCUCCAGUACAGGUUCAAGUACCUUGCCACAGAAAAGGAGAGGCAGAAGUUCCUGAAGUUUGUUCAGGCGCUGGGGGAUGCCAUCUUCUGGAUGCCUGUCUUCACGUAUCACACCAACGCCAUCCCUGUACGCAUCCUCACCGACUUCUUCUGGGAGAACCGCAACAAGACCAACGUCAAGUUGGCAUGGCUGGGCAACGCCCUGAAAUGGAUCAAUGGGUACUGGAGAGUGAAACACCAGUUCAAGGCCUACCGCCUGACCUCCGGUGUGUUCAUGUACACUGUGGCACAGGCCAUCUGUGAUGAGAUCCACCUCUACGGCUUCUACCCCUUCCAUGAAGAUGAGGAGGGGCAACCCAUCCCCUACCACUACUACGAACCAAAGGAUGUCAACCAGACCUACAGUAAGGUCCACAAAAUGGACGCCGAACACUUGGUCCUCAGAAACCUCCAUACUAAAGGUGUCCUGAAGCUGACAACGAAAAAGUGCGACCCACAGGGCUCAUGGGAUAUCGACAAAUAUGAAAAAGUGGGGCCAUUUCCGUAUAGAAUACCACCAAAGAUAAGAACAAACCUAUAGUAUUGUUUCUUUAUGAUGUUGACAUAUAGAAAAUUGUGUUGCCACAAUAAAGAAUAGGAUAUUGAAUAAAGUUUUUUUGUCUUCAGAAAAAAGUUAUACUGUAAAUCCAAGUAACCAUUAUGAUGUGGAAAGCUUCAGAAAUCUGGAAAGGAUGGUGAAGAAGGUUGUAUUUGAAAGUAUAACAUGUUCAUCAAAUUGAUUUAUAUUGUAUUGUGCACUUAGUAAUACGAAUCUCCCAAUUGUAUGUUGUAACAGUUAGAUUACAUGUACAUGUAUGUUUUGAUUAGUAUUCUUUGGAUGGAAAUUUAAUGGAUGCAAUCAUGGUAAUUAUUGUUUUAUAAUGUUAAGUUUAAUAUGUUUAAUAUCCUGUGAGGAAUAUCAGUGAAUUCUGUGAUGUUGCAAUGCUUUGUAAAAGUAUUAUGACAUAGUUAAGAGCUAAUAUAAGGCAUGCCAUAUGCUAUAUGAAAAUGUUUUGUACAAUACAUAAUGGUUAUGUUGUAGAUUGUGAGGACAGCUUAUUGUGGUUAAACAAUAUGGAUGGACACUCCAGAUUAACUAUUCUAACUACAUUCAUCAGUAAGUGCAGUAAGUGCACAGUAAGUGCAGUUUCUAGUCUGUGUCAAUGCCAUGUUUGUUGGCACUCAAGCUGUUAUAAUGGAUACUUUGGGCGACAUCAUGUUUAUUUUCUGGUUCUCAAGUUCUGAAGAAACUAUUCUUGGAUAUACAUACCUAGUAUACAAGCUUUCUGUCAUUGCAAAUAAAUCAUAAACUUCACUAACAUCAUACUGCUUUUCUGACACAAUGUUGUUCUUUAUUCAAACUAUAUCAUAUGACUAUCUCCCCCACUUUUAUCUGCUUUGGAAACUAAUUUUGCCUCUGAGUCAACACGUGUACCGCCUUUAUCGGAUUCAAGGUAGAUCAGUCAGUUGAUGUUCAUGUUGUUCCAACUUCUGAGGAUCGUGACAGAAUCAUGAUGAUGUCAUUUUCUUCAACAAUCUGCAAUAAAGAGAAUGAUUGUCAACACUGA